ACCACUCUCUUCUCCUGUUUUCCUCUUCCCCAACUCUCAAUUUUGCUCAGACAAAAAAUCAAUGGCUUUGCAAGUGCAGCAAACUUCAGCAGCCUUCACAAUCUCCUCACCAUCCACCGCCGCUGCACGCAUCAAACUCUCCCCUUUCAGAACCGUGGCGGUUAACCGCGGAGUUAGAUGCAGCGGCGGUGGAGUCGGAGGCGGAGAUGCCGGGAAGAAAAAAGCAGUUCCUAAUUCGAAUUAUGUAGUUCCUAUUGACAAAUUCUCGUCUUCUUCGUCGAUUACUAGGCCUUUGAUUGAGAUACUUCGUGACCUUAAUAAGAAGAUUCCUGAUAACAUUGUUAAGAGUCAUGAUCCUCCUUCUACUUCUGCUGCUACUUCUGGUUUUAUCCCUUGGUACCAUGCAAAUCGGAUGCUUAGCUUCUAUGCUCCUGGUUGGUGUGGUGAAGUUAGAGAUGUUAUUUUCUCUGAGAAUGGAAAUGUUACUGUUGUUUAUCGUCUCACUAUUCGUGGCUCUGAUGGUGAGGCACAUCGUGAAUCAACUGGGACAGUAACGACGACUGAUGAUCACAUCGAGGAUCCAGUUACUGCAGCUGAGGAAAUAGCAUUCUGCAGAGCAUGUGCUCGAUUUGGUCUCGGCUUGUAUCUAUACCACGAAUAGUUCACCGAUCAUAUCAAGUUUCCUUACUGUUUUUCAAGACCCUCAAUUCCGUGAUCUGUUUGUUUUUUCUUCCUUCUUUUUGACAUCCUUGUGUUAUCUAGAGUACCAAAACAUGCAAUUAACAGGAGUUUUUAUGUAUAACCAAACUCUUCAUGUUAUAAUAUAUACAGUUACAUUACAUUAAAUA
Molecule: messenger RNA, 848 nt
Organism: Arabidopsis thaliana (thale cress)
Lineage: Eukaryota; Viridiplantae; Streptophyta; Magnoliopsida; Brassicales; Brassicaceae
Gene: RAD52-2
Product: cobalt ion-binding protein
Exons: 3
Coding region: 62-661 (199 amino acids)
Biological process (GO): double-strand break repair via homologous recombination
Cellular component (GO): chloroplast
Molecular function (GO): DNA binding
Source: RefSeq, marked reviewed